UCGGGAUGCUCAACUUGAGGUCGCGGUCGAGGGCGAGGGCGAGGGCGAGGUCAAACUCCGGACGACAUUGAAUGCGUAUAGAAUAGAUCCCUCGGAAACGGAAACCCCGGCGCGGACGAGAACAUUGAUUGAGCGUCGGGAUACCAUUUUGGUCAGGGCCACGAGGGCCGAGUCUUUUUCUAGACGCACUGCCAUACCUAGCGGAUAAUUAACUUUUCAUACGCCGGCGAAGAAUUACCUCUCCAGCUGUUUUCCAGUAUGCGGACGAGGAGUGCAUCGAAAUCGUGAACCCUAGUGCUCGCUCCGACGUCGAGGUCGAGGUCGGGUUCGGGUUCGGCAGCUCGAGCCGGUUGAGACUUCCAAGAUUGAGAAGCAGAAUCGACAUGAAGUUGCAGCAGGAUCUGGAUGAAACGCCCAAGUCGGGAUUUGUCGACGUGCCGGAGGUGGUGAGCGCGCAGUACGUGGUGUCCGAGACGCUAUGUCUGUCCGUGGAGAGUAACAAGCAUUGGUCGUGGUGCGGCGAGGAGAUCACCAUCGAGAACGAUCAUGCUCAACGACCUUUCACCGUGGAGAGCACCGGGCAUGGCAGCAUUCUCGUGCGAGAUAUCUCCGGGAAUGGGCUCGUGUUUUUGAGACAGCAGUAUCUGGCGUUCAGGCGCACUUGGAAGGUUUAUCUGGGAGAAAAGUGCGAGAAAAGUAGUUAUCUGUACACAUUCACGCAUACGGGGAGAAAACAUUUCAGUGUUUUCCUCGCCACGAACACCAACAGAGAUAAGCCGGACUUCAUAGUGAAGAAAGAGAGGAGCCGUCAUCGAAGUUUCGAUGUGUACUACAAAGACGAUGAUAGAAAGUCGAUUGUAGAGGCUAAGCAUGUAAAGGGAGAGAAGAAAAUGAAAGUUGCUAUUCAUCCAGGCGUUGAUCUCGCGUUUGCUGCCACGUUAAUUGUCCUGAUGGAUCGUUAGUUCUACUUCGGAAUGAUAUUUUAUCUGCUGAUCGCAAUUGCAGCCGGUGGACGAUGAGAUCCAUGAGGGCUGAUGUAGUAUGUAAUUUCUCCCUACUGUGUAGAUUCUGAAAUCUCAAAUUUUACAUAGCUUAGACGUGUGCACUUCUUCCAUGUGUAUUUUGAGUCAGUCAAUCAGAAGAGUCACCGAGUUCAUCCAAUAAAAAGUUAUUUUCAGUUGUUGAGUUUAUUGUUGCUGUACCUUUUCUCAAUAUGUGCGGAACUGGUG
Messenger RNA from Marchantia polymorpha subsp. ruderalis, 1229 nucleotides. Lineage: Eukaryota; Viridiplantae; Streptophyta; Marchantiopsida; Marchantiales; Marchantiaceae. The record is from the annotation of a GenBank genome assembly.